This is a messenger RNA of Gigantopelta aegis, 2367 nucleotides long. RefSeq names its product WD repeat domain phosphoinositide-interacting protein 4-like. The coding region runs from base 192 to 1223 and encodes 343 amino acids. NCBI's taxonomy places the organism in Eukaryota, Metazoa, Mollusca, Gastropoda, Neomphalida, Peltospiridae. The record is from RefSeq and is a predicted model, not a curated record. Gene Ontology annotation, biological process: protein localization to phagophore assembly site; autophagy of mitochondrion; protein lipidation. Gene Ontology annotation, molecular function: phosphatidylinositol-3,5-bisphosphate binding; protein binding; phosphatidylinositol-3-phosphate binding. The transcript is spliced from 12 exons. Gene Ontology annotation, cellular component: phagophore assembly site membrane; extrinsic component of membrane; cytosol.
AAUGAUAGUUCUAACUCAGUAACUGGUGUUAGGAGGGCACCGCGGUGUGAUAAGUGAAUAUUGAAUGUCUAAGAUCGACCUCGAACUCGUUCAGAGAAUGAGAAAUUGGGUGACAGUCCGAGUGUGACAGUGGCGAGGGUGACUGGGUCUAGAAGGAAGAUUAUUCUUGCAGUAUAUGUGAUGACCUAAGAAUGUCUACCAGAAGCAUUAACAGUCUCCGGUUUAAUCAAGAUCAUAGUUGUUUUACUUGUGCCUCAAAUUCUGGAUUGAAGAUUUACAAUGUGGAACCACUCACACAGAAGCUCUAUCUGGGUGUGGACUCUGUUGGCAGUUUGGCAAGUGCAGAGAUGCUGUUCCGCAGUAAUCUGAUAGCUCUAGUAGGAGGCGGCAACACACCCAAGUUUGACGAGAAAGCUGUGUUAAUAUGGGAUAACUGUCAGAGGAAUCCUGCACAGAAAGUUGUGAUGGAUAUAACAUUUGCCCAGCCAGUAGUAGCGGUCCGAGUCCAAAGAGACAGGUUGAUUGUGGUUUUAAGAAACCAGGUGCAUGUGUUCUCUUUUCCUAACAACCCUCAAAAGCUGUAUGGUUUUGAGACUCGAGAUAACCCAAAAGGUCUGACAGAAGUGAGCACAUUUGCAAGAACUUUGGUUUUUCCAGGACCCAAAUGUGGAAGUGUACAAAUUGUUGAUCUGGAAAGUCUCAAACCUGAUCUGACAGUUUCACCAGUAACAAUAAAUGCUCACCAGGGGGAGCUUGCAUGUCUUGCACUGGAUCAGAAAGGAACUUUGUUAGCAACGGCAUCCAGAAAGGGCACCCUGAUUCGUGUGUUUGAUCUGACAACAAAGAAGUUGGUUGUAGAGUUACGACGGGGUGCUGAUCCAGCUCUGCUAUACUGCAUCUCCUUCAGCCCAGACUCUGCUUUCUUGUGUGCUUCUAGUGACAAAGGAACCAUUCACAUCUUUGCUGUCAAAGACACCAAGCUGAACAGGACAUCUACGUUUAAGAAGAUGGGAUUCCUAGGACCCUAUGUCGAGUCUCAGUGGGGUCUGGCCAGUUUCACAGUAGCAGCCGAGUGUGCUUGUAUCUGUGCCUUUGAAAAUGGACAUUCUGUUAUAGCUGCCUGCGUUGACGGAACAUUUCACAAAUAUGUGUUCACUACAGAUGGAAACUGUAAUCGUGAGUCGUACGAUGUAUUCAUGGAUAUUGAUGAAGAUAUGGAAUAAUCACGAGUCGUACGAUAUAUUGAUGGAUAUGGAUGUAGAUAUGGAAUAAUCAUGAGUCGUACGAUAUAUUGAUGGAUAUGGAUGUAGAUAUGGGAUAAUCGAGAGUCGUACGAUGUAUUCAUGGAUAUGGAUGUAGAUAUGGAAUAAUCGCGAGUCGUACUAUGUAUUCAUGGAUAUUGAAGAAGAUAUGGAAUAAUUGCGAGUCGUACGAUGUAUUUAUGGAUAUGGAUGAAGAUAUGGCAAAACUCAGAAUACAACUGAUUAUGUAGGUUCUUGGUAAUCAUGGUGAAUUACAGUCUAUGAUGAGGUGUUGACUCAAAUUGUGUCACUUUUGUGAACAUUGAACAUUCUAGUUUACCAUUCAGAAGAAAUAUUCAUCAAGAGAAGAAAGUAUUGUUUUUAUACUUGAUGUAUAUAUUAGAAUUGCUAUGUUGUUGCUGUUGUAGUCAUGAAUAAUUUUAUUCUUUUAAUUUAUUUUUAAUGGAGGUUAAGCUGUUCAAGAUUUUGACAAAUCAAAAUAGACAUUUAUUCCUCUUUAGGUUAUCACUUGAUGGCAUCAUGGCAGUACACAUUUAAAAUAAAAUAACAGCACAAAGAUGUCUUUUUUCCUAUACAUGAAGCAAAUAUUUAUAAUUCAAGGCAUCUUCAACAGAAUUAUCUUUGUGAAGCCAUGAGGUUACUGCCUCGAGAACAUGCUAAUAAAAAACCCAGUUGUGGUGUAACCUUGAAUGAACUGAAUGGGUAUGAAUAUGUAUAUGUGUGAGCGCGCACAGGCCCAUAGAUACCAGGGGAGGGCUCUGCCCCCAUCCCCCAACAUGAGGAUGAAAAUGUACUUUUUAAAAACAAUUUGCUACUCUGUAUAAAUAAAUGGUAAAAAUAUAUGUUGUGACUCCUCCCCCCACCCCACCCCCCAUUAAAGGCUGUGACCCCCUCCACUAGAAAUUGUUUGUGCCCUCUUCCCCCUAUUUCAGAUAUCGGUCAUAUGGAUCUGAUAUGUGUGUGUGUGGCAAAGACCAUUUUUAAAACACACACAAAAAUGUAAAACAAUUUGUGGGUUUUAUUAACCACAUCCCACUGUUCCACCACGGCAUGGGCAGACUACAUGUAAUGGAAUCUGUGAAUAAAAAGAAAUAAUUUAAAACUU